UUGGAGAUAAGAGAGUCUGUCCGAUGGAUUUCUCCUCAAAGACAAGCGGUAAUCUUUGUCGUGCACUUAACUGCCACGGUCACGGUCACAACCAAACCUUAAGAACCAGGGAGAGCACAGAGAAGGUGAAUUUGGAAAUGUCUUUUAAAUGCGAACAAAAUCACAAAGACAUCAGAUACUGUGUCACUUCGAAAUCGUGUACAGGAGUCAGACCUGCUGAGAUCUACUGUAACGGGUAUGAGUAUCUUCACCCUGCCAGUAGUCCGCCAUCGACAGCGGGUCAUUAUGAGUGGCUGGUUUUGCCGAUUCUGAUCGUUGCAUUGAUCAUUUCAAUUUGCAUCGUCAAGAAAUUCAAAAAAACAUCUCUUUCCAAAAAAGAGAAAGUGCUGUCAAGGAAGGCAGCAGAGAUCGAAAGUGGAGAUUAUGAAGAAGUCCACAGUGACGCAAACGAAAUGGAGGAGUUGGACAAAAGAACGUCAAGAUCACCGACUGAGAGUCUUACAGCCGAACAAGCUCGCGGCUCCCCCUCUUUGACCAACGGUAAAGAAGCCAAGGCCCAGCCACUGAACUCAGAGCAUUUAGAGGAUACUCCAAAAGUCAGCCUUUCAGAAAACUGUCACGGGCUGGUCAAAAUAGAUGGCAUAGAAGUGUGUAACAGUUUCUGGAACAUGGAGAUGUCACACAUGGUUUGCCAGGAACAAAAUUGCAGCAAUGCUAUUACUCCCACUAAAACCAUAGGUGCGAAAUCUAAUGCUGACUACUACCAUUCUUACCAUUUCCAUCAUGAGCUUGGCCAGUGUUGGAGGGUAACGGGAAUGUGUGGUCCUGGGAAAGAGCUGGUGUCCGUUAACUGCAUCGAACUGACCAACGAUGUGGGGGCCAGCUCAAGAUCAGUUAUGGAGAUAAGUUGGAGAUAAGAGAGUCUGUCCGA
Messenger RNA from Cynoglossus semilaevis (tongue sole), 931 nucleotides. RefSeq lists its product as uncharacterized. Bases 24 to 917 code for a protein of 297 amino acids. The transcript is spliced from 7 exons. Gene Ontology annotation, cellular component: membrane. NCBI's taxonomy places the organism in Eukaryota, Metazoa, Chordata, Actinopteri, Pleuronectiformes, Cynoglossidae. The record is from RefSeq and is a predicted model, not a curated record.